AGCGCGCCGAACACGGUCUUGACACGGUCAGAGCCGCAGCAAGGGGCUUGCCAGACUCCUCUCCUUCCGUCCUCUCCUCCCAGCUCGCCGGGUUGUAGCAUACUCUCUCCCGACACGGUCCUGUGCCAGUCCACGAUGUGCUUUCCGUGCGGGAAACGCAGCGCAUCGCCGCCACCACUGCCUUUGAGCAGGCCAACGCACUCAGACGCCAAUACGCUCAUCAUAGGUGCACAAGGCCGGUCGACUGCUGUCACGCUCACCGGAGACUCCUUGCUUGUUCAGAGAAAUUCGGACAAGCGCUGGCCUCGUGUCGAGAGCAAUGUACAUCAUGUCCUUUGGGCUGAGCUCAAGGGAGGACUCUUCAACCUUUCCUUCCUCGCUAGGCGAAAUGCGAAGUCCCCCCUCGCCCUUGUGCAUGUCUCAGGUAGCGUACGGAUGGACGAGGUAGAGCAUGCGGCAUUGUUCGCGACAAGGUUGAUGGACAAGGCGUACGCGGGUGUUAAGCGGCAUAAGAAGCUGAAGAUCUUGAUAAAUCCCAAGAGCGGACCGGGCAAUGCAAUUGCUCAUUUUAAUGAGCGCAUUGAACCUGUGUUUCACGCAGCACGUUGUAUUGUUGACUCGACAUUCACGAGCUACGGUGGACAUGCCCGUGAGCUCAUGAGGGAGCUUGAUCUGGAUCAAUACGACGCAGUCGUAGUCGUCUCCGGGGAUGGUUCAAUCCAUGAGGUCAUCAAUGGUUUCGCUGAGCAUAGAGAUCCGGAACGAGCCUUCCGCAUACCUAUCGCGCCUGUGCCGAGCGGGUCCGGAAACGGCCUUUCAUUGAAUAUCCUAGGAAUGCAGGAUGGAUACGACGUAUCUGCAGGUGCCUUGAAUGCCAUCAAGGGCCGCCCGAUGCACAUUGACUUGAUGUCUGUCGCGCAGAAUGGUCACAGAACGUUCUCUUUCUUGUCACAAACCGUCGGUCUGUUCGCAGACUUGGACCUAGGAACGGAAUGGAUGCGCUGCUUGGGCGCAACGCGUUUCGUGCUUGGGUAUAUCUUUGGAGUUCUCCGGAAGACGCGCUGUCCGGUGCAGCUAUCGUUGAAGGUCGUAGAAAGCGAUAAGCGCAAGAUGGUUCAGGAUCUCAACGCAUAUCGUGCCAACGCAAAAGCACAGUACAGCCAGCACUCCUCAUUACCGCCUUCUUCCCCGGCUCCUACACCAUGGACAGCAACGACAGGCUACGAGUCGACGAUUGGAGGGACGACUGUCAACUCAACCACACCUCUCGAGCCGAAACGACCAUCAGUGGUGUCGGAACCGGAUGCGGAUGGCUGGGUGACGUUCAUGAAGCCGCUGUCGUUUGUAUACGCAGGGAAGGGCUCGUAUGUCUCGAAAGACUUGAUGCAGUUCCCGGUGUCUAUACCGGACGACGGGCUGCUUGAUGUCGUCGCCCAGGAGCUUUCCACUCGGAAAGUGAUGAUCGACGCCAUGGCAGGCUCGGAGAGUGGUGACCAAUUCUGGAUGGACACGCAACAUUACUUCAGGGCGACCGCCUACCGUGUUGAACCGUACAAGGCGAACGGCUGCUUCUCCGUCGAUGGGGAGAGCUAUCCCUUCGCGAGUUUCGAGGUGGAGUGCCACCGCGGGUUGGCGACUGUUCUCAGUCCGUGUGGCUAUUACCAAGCGGAGUUCCACCUCCCGGAAGACGCGCCGAGGAAGUGACGAACUGCUCUCUGGUUGGGGCUUUAACUUAUCUAUAGGUGUAUGUGGUCGCGUGUGGGACACACUGGUGUCGUCUCGGACUCUGCUUUGCUGUGCUUGAGCUGUCACUCCUUUCGUUGUUGUUUUGCUUAGGUAGUGUACAUUUGGGUAUUAACGCCGUAGGCUGGAUGUAUAGAUCCGUUACAGCAGGACUUGAUGUCAUAGAUGUGUGGGGGCGAGACAUCAGAUGGCGUGCGCCUGGCAUCUGCACACCCCCGGAUGGUAUCGCCUCCGGUGGCGAUCCAUUUACAUUGGAGGAGCUCGGGAUGCUGUAUACUACCUACAGGCGGAACGUCGUACAGUCGCUCUUCGCGGGCGGCAAAUAAGGCCUUCAUAUAUUACAAGCGCUACUUAAUGAAUCCCCACAAGCACCCUGA
Fomitopsis serialis is the source of this 2120-nucleotide messenger RNA. RefSeq names its product ATP-NAD kinase-like domain-containing protein. NCBI's taxonomy places the organism in Eukaryota, Fungi, Basidiomycota, Agaricomycetes, Polyporales, Fomitopsidaceae. The record is from RefSeq and is a predicted model, not a curated record. The coding region runs from base 136 to 1704 and encodes 522 amino acids. The transcript has 12 exons. Gene Ontology annotation, cellular component: membrane; cytoplasm; intracellular membrane-bounded organelle. Gene Ontology annotation, biological process: sphingosine biosynthetic process.